CAUUAUUUUCAUUUUCUUCCUUAUCAACCUUCUUACUUACUAUUGGAAUAAGAUCAUACACAAACUCAUACACACUCUCUUGCUUAAAUUCUAUUAGCUUUGUUCAAUUUUCAUGGCUACUACUGAAUCUUCAACAACUCAGCAGCCAACUGAGACCAGUGUGAUGGAAGAAGUUAAAGCAGCAGAAACCCUAAAAACUGAGGAACUGCCAAGUGAGACAAAGCAGAUAUCUAUUGCAGGAGUUGAAGAGAAAUCAGCUGUAACUGAUGCUCCUGAAGUUGUUGAGAAACCAAAGGAGAUUUCGGAUGUUCCUGCCGUGGAAUCUGAAGGAGUCGCGGUAAAAGAUCUUAAGGAUUCAGGAGCCGUGGCGGUAAAAGAAGUUGAGAAAAUAGGAUCACCAGUUCCAGAAGUUGGCCUGAAACUGGAGGAACAAUCUGAAGCUGUAAAACCAGAAACAGUUCAGGAAAUCGGGAAACCGGUAAAAGAUGGACCUGCGAAAGAAUCAGAAACAGUUGGGAAGGACAGUGAAAAAGUUGAAUCAGAUUCAGUAGUUGCUAAAGUAGAAGAGAAGCCAAAGGAACAAUCUGUAGUUACAGAACAAGUCAAAUCUGAAACUGUAGUUCCUGAGAUAGAAACAAAGCCAGAAGCAGUUCCUGAAGUGGAAACAAAACUGAGAGAACAACAAUCUGAAAUUGCAGAAAAAGUUGAACCAGAAUCAGUAGUUCCUGAAGUAGAAUCGAAACCAACAGAACAAUCUGUAGUUACAGAACAAGUCAAAUCCGAAACUGUAGUUCCUGAAAUAGAAACAAAGCAAGAAGCAGUUCCUGAAGUGGUUACGAAACCAGCAGAAAAACAAUCUGAAAUUGUAGAAAAAGUUGAACCAGAAUCAGUAAUUCCUGAAGUAGAGUCGAAACCAAAGGAACAAUCUGAAGUCACCGAACCAAUUGAAAAAGUAGAAGCGGUUGAAGCAAUUGAGAAACAAGGGGUGUCAUCAGAAGCUCCUCCGGUCAAAAAACCAGAUGAAGUGUCAUCAGAUGAACACGCAGAGAAACCAGAAGUAGCAGUCCCUGAAGUUGAGGUAAAACCAGUGGAGAUUUCUACCGGAAGUACUGAAUCAGUUGAAAAAGCUGGUAAAGUUCAAGAUCCUGAAGCUGAUGUGAAACCAGAAGAGCAAACUGUUGUGACUGAAAAAGUUGAAAAUCCAAAAGUAGUUGAUCCUGAAGUUGAGGUGAAACCAAAGACAGACUCUGAAGUAGCAGAACAAGUAGAACUUAAGGCGACGGACGAAAAAACAGAAUUAUCUGUGCCCGACGUAAAACCUGGGAGCGAAACUGAAGGUGCUGGACAAGUUGAGCCCAAGGAAAGUAUUAAAAUUGAAGCUGUGUUAGAUGAAGAGAUGAUAAGAGAUAAAGCUGAAGAUUCUGAAGGGACUGCAAUUCCAGAAAACAAGAAAGAAGAUGACAUGAAGGUGGAAACACCAACUUUAGCUGAAACCAUAAAGAAUGUGACUGCAGAGGAAAAAUUGGAUGAACCGAUUCAAGAAUCUCAAGAGUCUGGUUCAGCAGUAAAAGAAGAAGAAACUGCAAAAACCGGUGUCGAGGAGGUGGCAAAAUCUGAAGGUGAUGAUACAAAAACAUCCCGGGACCUUCCAGCCGAAGCUCCAGCGAAAAAGCAAUCAAAUAACAUUUUAACAAAGGUGAAACAAUCACUCGUCAAGGCGAAGAAAGCUAUCACCGGGAAAUCUCCAGGCUCGAAAAACAUUGCUUCUGAUGCAAAGGAUGAUAUUAAAGUGAAAUAAUUCAAAGGGAAUGACACAGUUUGCAUAAACAUAAAAAGGUUGUGAAUUUUGCUUUCUUGAUAUACAAGGUUUAGUUGUGACUUGUGUGUAAACUCAUUUUUUUUCCUCCUUUUGCUCUAUUUUUUCAUUGGUAUGUAUUGUUUGUGUGGUGUUUGUUGCCUAUUUGAAGUAAUGAUACAAAAAAAUAUCAGUUGUGAAAAA
Mercurialis annua (annual mercury) is the source of this 1999-nucleotide messenger RNA. RefSeq lists its product as uncharacterized. NCBI's taxonomy places the organism in Eukaryota, Viridiplantae, Streptophyta, Magnoliopsida, Malpighiales, Euphorbiaceae. The coding region runs from base 113 to 1798 and encodes 561 amino acids. The transcript has 2 exons. The record is from RefSeq and is a predicted model, not a curated record.